Molecule: messenger RNA, 3308 nt
Organism: Dermatophagoides farinae (American house dust mite)
Lineage: Eukaryota; Metazoa; Arthropoda; Arachnida; Sarcoptiformes; Pyroglyphidae
Source: RefSeq, a predicted model, not a curated record
AACAACAAAACACACAUGCAUAGGUCGUCUGCCAUCAUCACAAAUGUCACAUACGCCCGAAAAAAACCUUGAUAAAACCAACAAAACAAAACAAAAAAAAAACAAAAUUAAACUGAAUAAUGAAAAAAAAAGAAAAUUUAUUCAAUAGAUUGGUAAUCAUUUUAGAAUUUGUUCAAUAUAAUGAGAUGAUUUUGCAAUUUCGAAAAUGAAACAACAUCAUCAUCAUCAUCAUGGACACAAUAUUGUGUCCAUUGUAAUUACGAUGAUCAUCGAUUAUGGAAAAAGGAAAAAAAACAAUUUUUUUUCGAACAUACAACAAUCGAUUCAUAUUAAUCACAAUUAAUCCAGAUUCGUAUUUUUUUUUUGGCUUAUCAUUAUUAUGUUUCUUAGACUCUUUUUUUUAUUCAAUAAAAAUAAUGGUGAUACAGAUGUCCAUAUAGAGUCUAUAUCAUUGUGUAUCCAUUGACGAAAUAUGGCCACAUAGAAUAUAUGAUGGCAAACAACAACAAAAAAAAAUCCUGAAAUGAUGAAAAUCAAUCAUUCAUUGAACAAUGGCCAACAACAACAACAAAAAUUCCAAUGAUCAAAUAAUAAUCAAUUCCAAAUGUUUUAAUCCACUGACAUUGAUUUCGAAAUAUUUUGUAUAUUAAUAGGACACAGUUGAUUCAUUUUUUUUCAUUUUAUUUAUUUAAUUUGUCAAUUAAUUUACAUUUUUUUUUUAAUAAAAGAAAGAAAAAGAAAUUAGAGUUCCAGAAUUCUGGAUAUGGCCGUAAGGUGGCUGCAGUUGUUCCUCAUUUAUCAUUUGGCUGAUUCGUUGUAUGUAUGUGUUGUACUCAUCAUAAUCAUCAUCACAUGGAUGCCUUACAAUAUCAACAAGUGAUGAAAAUAAUGGCCGACAAUCGACAUGAUCGAUUUGUCGAUCAUUCACGUACAGAUGAUCUAUUAUAUUGGUUCCAAAAACAGCAAACAUUUUUAACUGAAUGUGGUGCUACACAUGUCGGUGUUACCGGUGAUGAUGAUAUAUUCGUUAUACGUGAUUUAUAUUCUUGUAUCGAUAUCUAUGGCCGACAACAGAUUGAUGAAUGGUCAACAACAAAUUUGACAAAUAGUAAUAACAAUAAUGAUUAUGACCAUCGUUUACCUAUUCAAUCGAUACCAAUUGUUCGACAGAUAAAAGUGAUUACAUAUCGCUAUGUUGGACCAAAAUCGAUUCGUCAUUCAUCGUUAUCAUAUUUAGCUUUAUUAAUCGAGAAGAAACAGAUCAUUCGCCGAAGACAAAUUCUAAUUUAUCCAAAUUUUCCAGCCAAAAAUGUUUCAAUUAUGGCUAAUUAUGAACAUUUUAGACCUGCUGGUAUUUCUCGUGAUAUCGAAAUGGAUAUCGAUUCUAUCGAAGCUAAUAUUAUAAUCGAAGAUAAAGAAUAUUCUGAUUUACGUACCAUUGCUUGCUGUCCUAAUGAUGGCCAUAUUGCCAUUGGAUUGGCCAAUGAACCGAUGAUUUUGAUCUAUGAGCUUAUUAUUGUUGAUCAAUGUCGAUCCAUCAUAGAUUUCAUACGAAUCAAACGUAUUCGAAUUUCAUUUAUAGCCGAUAUUAUUAGAUUUAACUCAGGUUAUUGUGCCUAUAUGUCUAAUGAUCAUGUUCAAAUCAUUCGAAUUACAGAAUUUAAUAAACAAUCAAAACAUGAAAAUUCAAUUGUCGACAAAAAAAUUGUUUACAAUAAUCUUAUGGUAAAACCCGGUCAACAUGAAAUAUAUGGACCAAUGACACCAAAGGCAUGUCCAUUCAAGAUUUACAAUGAUAAUGAUUUGAAUGAUGAAUCAAUCGAUGCGGGAAAUGGCCACGUGUUUUGUCGAACACUAAAUCCGGCCAUAUCGUUUGAUUCAAUUCCAUUAAAUCGUCCAAUACAUCAUUCAUCAACAUUGAUUGAUGUCAAAAAUUAUUCGAACCACAACAAGAAUUCACAAUAUCUUAGCUAUCAGAUUGAAAUGGAAAACAUCGAUAAUGACAUUAUUAUUGUUUACAUUUUAUGGAAUGAUCAUUUAUGGGCUUAUGCAAUUUAUUUGAAACGAGAUCCAAUGCGUUUGAUUCCAAUAUCAAGCCGUAGUUUAAAUGGACGAUUUGUUAAUUGUUUCGCUGUCAACAUACGACAUGAUGUCAUCUAUGUGUUGGGCAAUGAUGGCCUAUCUAUCUAUGCUAGUCAUGUACAUAAUUUCCUUACGAAAUUUCGAUCGGAUACAGUUCCAUCUAUCAAACGAAUGUUUUUAAUUGGUAAAAAUCAAUUUUUUGGUGCACAAUCAAUCAUCCAGGGCAUGGCAUUCGUAUUGUUGGCUUGUAUGCCAAGUACCGGUGUAUCGACCAUAUAUCUAUUGGAUAAACCAAACAUACGUUCAUUACAUGAUUAUUGUCGACAUUCAAUUCGACAAAUUAAUAGUGACCAUGAUCAGUCCGAAGAUGUUAUCAUUCCAUUAAAAAUAUUGGCCGAAAUUUGUUGGAAUCCAAUUACGACCAAAACACGACCAUAUGAUCGAAAUUUACUUGAUCGAUUAAUCGGACAAACAAUUCGACGAAUUAUAUCCACCAUCAAAAGUGAUGAUAUUGUUAUUUUACGUCGAAAAGUUUUGGCUCGAUUAUUCAAUUUAUUGGCCGAUUCUGCUUAUAAUGCAUUGAUUAGUUUGUAUGUCGAUGAAUAUUUUGAUAGUUUUAUCACAUAUGACGAUGAUCAGAUUGUCAUUGAAAAAACUGGCAACAAAUUGCCAAUUCUUGAUCCUAAAAUUGUAAUCAUAGAUGAUCAAUGUUUUCGUUACUUUCCAGCUAUAUCUACAACAAUGUUGAUUGAUAUUGAAAACGAUACAUUACCAAUGCAGACAAAUGAAUUGAAUCCAAAUGAUCGUAUAUAUCAGUUUUAUUAUUAUUUAUUUGGCUUACUACGAUUUAGUCUACAAUUUUCAUCAUCAUCAUCAUCAUCAUCAUCAUCUGGAAAUGAUUUGAAUUAUUGUAAGCAAUUAUUUGCCGAAUUACGAUAUGAAAUUGAGCAACAAUUUUUAUGAUGAUUAAAAAUGUGAAACAAUCAUACUGAAACAGCAUCGCCCCCUGACGAGCCAGUUGUUGGUUAUUUUGAAAAAAAAUUGAUCAAUAUUGUCCUUGACGAUAUAUCAUCAAAUGUUGAUGAAUAAAAAUGUUAAUGAAGCAGAAAAAAAAGAACGACGUCAAUACAUUUUAUCAACAUGCUCACAAGUGUGAUGAAUUGAAAACCAAUCUUUCUAGUCUUUUUUUUUUAUUGAAAAAAACAAUUUUCAACACGUUUUUCUUA